Tinamus guttatus (white-throated tinamou) is the source of this 2637-nucleotide messenger RNA. The record is from RefSeq and is a predicted model, not a curated record. Lineage: Eukaryota; Metazoa; Chordata; Aves; Tinamiformes; Tinamidae.
GGAUCAUCCGUUGGUCGGGUCACACCAGCCGCAGAGCUGCUGUCAUGUCCAAGUUAAAGAGCUCUGAGUCCGUGAGGGUGGUGGUGCGAUGCCGGCCGAUGAACAGCAAAGAGAAGACGGCCUCGUACGAGAAAGUCGUUAACGUGGAUGUCAAAUUAGGGCAGGUCUCAGUGAAGAAUCCAAGGGGAACAGCUCAUGAACUGCCCAAAACUUUCACCUUUGAUGCUGUGUAUGACUGGAAUUCCAAACAGGUUGAACUCUACGAUGAGACCUUCAGACCUCUUGUGGACUCUGUUUUGCAAGGAUUUAAUGGGACAAUCUUUGCAUAUGGACAAACUGGGACAGGGAAAACAUACACCAUGGAAGGAGUGCGUGGUGAUCCCGAAAAAAGAGGGGUCAUCCCCAACUCAUUUGACCACAUCUUCACCCACAUCUCUAGAUCUCAGAAUCAACAGUACUUAGUUAGAGCCUCUUAUCUGGAAAUAUACCAAGAGGAAAUCAGAGACUUGUUAUCAAAGGAUCAGUCCAAGAGGCUGGAGCUGAAGGAGAGACCCGACACGGGUGUGUAUGUCAAGGACCGGUCCUCCUUUGUUACGAAGAGCGGCAAAGAGAUAGAGCAUGUCAUGAACGUGGGAAACCAGAACCGCUCGGUGGGUGCCACCAACAUGAACGAGCACAGCUCUCGUUCCCACGCCAUCUUUGUGAUCACCAUUGAGUGCAGCGAGUUAGGGCUGGACGGAGAGAACCACAUCCGUGUCGGCAAACUGAACCUGGUGGACCUUGCAGGGAGCGAGCGCCAAGCAAAGACCGGGGCGCAGGGGGAGAGGUUAAAGGAAGCCACUAAAAUCAAUCUCUCCCUGUCAGCUUUGGGCAAUGUUAUCUCUGCCCUCGUAGAUGGCAAAAGCACCCACAUUCCGUACCGGGACUCCAAACUAACCCGGCUUCUUCAGGACUCCUUAGGUGGCAAUGCCAAGACUGUGAUGGUGGCCAAUAUAGGCCCUGCCUCUUACAAUGUAGAGGAAACACUUACCACACUGAGAUAUGCCAAUCGUGCCAAAAACAUCAAAAACAAGCCAAGAGUCAACGAGGAUCCAAAGGAUGCUCUGCUGCGAGAGUUCCAGGAGGAAAUCGCUCGGCUAAAAGCCCAAUUGGAGAAACGGUCUGUUGGCAAAAGAAAGAGGAGGGAGAGGAGGAGAGAUGGUGGGGAAGAGGAGGAGGAUACUGAAGAGGGUGAGGAUGACGGGGACGACAAAGAUGACUAUUGGAGGGAACAACAAGAAAAAUUAGAGAUUGAAAAGAAAGCUAUUGUUGAGGAUCACAGCUUGGUAGCAGAAGAAAAGAUGAGACUGCUGAAGGAGAAGGAGAAGAAAAUGGAGGACCUGAGGCGAGAGAAAGAAGCAACAGAAAUGCUGAGUGCUAAAAUCAAGGCAAUGGAAAGCAAGCUUCUGGUGGGAGGGAAAAAUAUUGUGGAUCACACAAAUGAACAGCAGAAAAUCUUGGAACAGAAACGUCAGGAAAUUGCGGAACAGAAACGUCGAGAGCGAGAAAUUCAACAACAGAUGGAAAGUCGGGAUGAGGAAACACUGGAACUGAAGGAGACCUAUAGUUCUUUACAGCAAGAGGUGGAUAUAAAGACCAAAAAGCUCAAAAAGUUAUUUUCCAAGCUGCAGGCUGUGAAGGCUGAGAUCCAUGAUCUCCAAGAAGAGCACAUCAAGGAGCGUCAGGAAUUGGAACAAACCCAGAAUGAGCUCACCAGGGAGCUAAAGCUAAAGCACCUGAUUAUUGAAAAUUUUAUUCCCCUGGAAGAAAAGAAUAAGAUCAUGAACAGAUCGUUCUUUGAUGAAGAGGAGGACCAAUGGAAACUGCAUCCCAUAACUCGUCUAGAUAACCAGCAGAUGAUGAAAAGACCAGUCUCAGCUGUAGGGUACAAGAGGCCAUUGAGCCAGCACGCCAGGACAUCCAUGAUGAUCCGUCCAGAAGCCCGGUACAGGGCAGAGAAUAUUGUAUUACUGGAGCUCGACAUGCCUAGCCGAACCACGAGGGACUAUGAGGGUCCAGCCAUCGCCCCCAAAGUUCAGGCUGCACUAGAAGCUGCUCUGCAGGAUGAAGAUGAGAUACAGGUGGACGCUUCAACCUUUGAGAGCACUUCAAAUAAGAAAUCAAAGUCCAGGCCUAAAACUGGAAGGAAAUCAGGGGGAUCCUCUUCAGCAGGCACCCAUAGUUCUCAGCUUUAUCCACAGUCACGAGGGCUGGUUCCAAAGUAAACCCAGCAGCUCCUCUCCAGGCUGUGUGCAGCCUUUGCCUCCUGAGAGCAGAGACAAGUAAAAUCCUGCAGCGAGAACUCCCGGCCAGACUCCAACCCCCUGCCCUGGCCAUGGCCUCUUGGCUGUUUAACUGACUUGUGCCAGCCCAGGUGCACUGAGCCACAGGAAGAUACGUGUUUGCAAUUCAGCAGUUGGCCUCUGUGGGAAACAGAUUUUAGUUAGGCGAUCAGAAAUGCAUGAGGUACGUUACCGUGUGUCAGCAGCGAUGGGAAGCAUGGGGAUCACCUCACAGCGUCACCGUCUCUCCUUCUGCACUAGCCCUUCUUGCUGCACCGGGCUUUAUUUUUUUCUUUUUUUAUUUUUUUCUGUUGGG